CAUGCUCAGACUGCGCUCCCUCGUCUUAUUAAUUUUUAAUGGAAAAUGGCUGCGUUUCUUAUCCAAACCUCUGGAGCUGGGAAUUAAAAACCAGUUAAAGCCAGUCGCGUCUCACUAGCGUUCGCACCGAGAACAAUCCGAUGUGGUGACGACACGUUAGCCGGCCGAUGUCCUGUGGUGCGACAAUAUUUCGGGGGAAAAUGGAUCGACGCGAGCUUUGAGGGAUGAAAGAUCAUUUUUCUCCUUAACCCUUUCUGCUCCGUGAUCUGCGAACAAUCGAGAGUCCCAGCAGACGAUGAUGCGCCAGGUGACAAGCAGUGACUUCUGCAUGAAUAGCAGGCCUUCCUGCCUGGCAGAGGAUGGCCACCACCCCGCCUCCCACUUUGACCUGUGCACCUCCCAGUCCAACAAGUUCUACCCUCCUCCCCCUCCAUCGUCCCUUCAGAUGACACUGACGCCCAUGGCCUUACCCACACAGAGCCACAAGCCCAUGGUGUGCCAGAGACAGGAAGUGCUUGGGGGUGACCCCCACACACCUGGAAAAAUGCCAGGCAUUAAAAGCACUGAUCAAGCGCCAGACGACCCAAAGAAGAAGAACAAGGCUGUCGGGAAGACGGGCAGACGCGGGAGGCCUUUGGGAACGACUAAGCUAGCCGGUUACAGAACCAGCACGGGGCGACCCCUUGGCACCACCAGAGCUGCCGGUUUUAAGACGAGCCCGGGAAGGCCACUAGGUACAACCAGAGCAGCGGGGUACAAGGUCAGCCCCGGACGGCCUCCUGGCAGCAUCAAAGGCCUGUCUCGCCUAAACAAACUGGCCUAUGGUAGCACCUGCAGCGGAGCGGCUUUCCCCUAUCCGCUACCACACAAAGAAAUCCUCUGUGAACCUUCCUGCAAAGAGAAGACGGCUAAUGAGUAAAGGCUAAACGCUGUUUCUACUCACCCUCCAUCAGUGGAAUAAGAGUCCCAUUUGUACAGGUUUCCUGCCAGAUACUGGGGGGCGACAGUAAUCUUUCCCAGUCUGCUGUGAGGCUGAGAGGAGGAGAUUUUCGCUGAUUUGUGUUGGUGUCAUCUGUGUGCCUACCACCUGAUAUGAUACUGUUUUUCAGUGCUACUGCUGGAGAUCCAUAGCCAGUGAAAGGUUUAACUACUCAUUGCUGUAUCUGUUUUCUUGGAAAAGUAAUACCGGAUGUUCAUUGAGCAAGGGGGGUUUAUCUUACUAACAACUGUAGCGGGAAUUCCCGACAAGUUUAAUUUCUAGUGUGCUAUAUGUAGCAUUUUCACGUCAACAAAUGAUUGAAAGAUUCAUUUAAAAAUGUUUCGUUACUGUAAACAAAGGAGACCAUUGUUGAGAAGAUUGACAGCCACAGUUGUGUGAAAUUUGCUGGGAUGCUUUACAGCACAAAACAAGGACUAAUUUUACUUUGUAUGUCCAUCACACUACAGUUUGCAUAUUAUAUUAGCUCAUUUUGUUGGAUAUCGACUCUUGUUUUUGCUUUUCCACUUUAAACAAACACAUGCAAAGCAGGAAAGAAGGAAAGAAAGGGACAAGCAGCAAUGUAGUCUUUGCAGCAGGAAAGUUUGUUGGAAAUGUGGCUUUUAAUUUAAAAAACAAAAUGCUAUAUGUAGAACCUUUUAUGUGUCACAUUUGUAAAAUGAGAGGCAUAAACACUGGAUUCAAGUCUUUAGUUUGAGUGUCUGCAUUUGGGCAGACUCAAGAGUUACAGUUGGGGUUAAGUGCCUUGCUCAAUGGCACUUCAGUGAUAGAUGUACAGAUAAUCCCCCAGGCUAGCAGCUCUCCAAUACUGAAAUCUAGUUAAUAUAACCUUUUCCACUCAGCUCCAGACUUAACACAUGACAAACAUGACUCCUGCUAAUAAACUCUUACUGUUUACUCUCUGAAGGUCACCUCACAAAAUGUUUACAUAUUAUUUGCAUGCAAAUGUUAUCAUAAAAGCUGAGUCAAUUUACAGAUUCUUGUGAGAAAUCCAAGUCCGAACUAGUGUUUUUUUUUGUUGUUUUUUUUUUAACCUAAAAGUAUAGAACUAAAAAUGCAUAAACUUUUGCAGCAACUCAGUUCACCUCCUGCUUUUUCUUACAACCUGCUUCAAAAAUCUGUUAAUGUGGACUGCAGUUGCCUCAUUUGCUCAGUAGUCGCCAUGGAAAGGUUGUCUGUGGGCAAACAGGUGGAUGAACAGUUUUAUAUGUUCCGCUCGGUACUUGACUGCUCUUCAUAAAAGUAAAAUUUGAGGUAGAUCAUCUCGGCCACCAGACAGCUCAAAACCCCUACUCGCCCCUACUUUCCCAUUCCCACAGUGGACUCACUGUGGAAAUGGGAAAUUUGGUAGUGUACUCCUGGUAGAAGUGGUUUCUCUGGUCCCAUUUUGUCAGCUUGCCAUGGGUUGGUUGCUGCUACAGAUACCAAAAUUACAUGUUUUAUAACUGUUUGUUUCUGUACACAAUCCAAUUUUUUUUUUUUUAGAUUUGCAUGAUACAGAAUUCUCCAAAAUUUUCAAAAGCAUCUGUGUUUAAUUUUGUCUCACCUUAAAGCAGCAUAACAAAACUUUUCUUAAAUAAAAUACAGUCUUAAAUUAGCAACAUUUUGAUUUAAAUCAGGUAUUAUCUGAUCAAAGAAUGAGCAUACAAGACUAAAAAAAUUUGACCUUGUAUUCAGUUCAAACUUUCGAUACCUGACAAUGUUUGAUUCCUGUUGCUACAGACACAUUUUGUUUGGUUUCCAAAGUAUUGAAACACCCAGCCUUAAUCUUGUCCUAAAAUGUCUCUUGGCAAUAUAUCUAAAAAUUUAUUUUGUGGUUACCAUCCAAGCUGACUAAAUUUUGUGAUUUUUGUUGUAAUGUCCCAACUCAUACAACAAAAUCUGGCCUAAUCAGGUCAGUUUUGUACCUCUGUGACUUCUCAUAUAUGUAUAUAUUGAGAGAGACUACAUUGCUUUACUUAAAAGAGACGCUUUGUAAUUUUGUCUUGUCACAUUGUAGGGAAAGUCUGUCACCCAUAGAAAUACUCGGUAUCUUUUGUGCUAUACAUCAAGACCACUGGUUGCAUUAUUUAGGCUAAACAAGGAUACGAAAAACUUACUUAAGGAGCAAAAUUCAAGUACAAAUAACGGUAGAUUUUGCUUUAAUGUUACAUUUGUCCCAAGUAAAUGAGCAGACUGAUAUUCAAAAUAUCAGCCUUGUAACAUGAAUGUGUCGCUGAAUGCACUGACUAUGAUUGAUAUGGCAGUAACAUUGUAGUUGUAAACUUUUUUACACAAACUAUCUUUAAAAAAACAUUUAUCAUUAUUAUUAUUAUUAUUAUUAUCAUUUAUUUGAUGUGAUAUUCGUGUGACAGACAUUUAUAUACAGUAAAGCCUCAAAUAUGUUAUUGGUGUCCUUGUUCACAGAUCAGCAGACACUUACAAGACACGUGUUUUGAUUUACAAUUUAAUGCUGAGGAAGUUAUCGUGAACAAAUGAGACCAUCACUGAGAAGGCUGCCCCGCCGCUGCUGGCCCCUAUUGCCGCGUUUUUACACUGUGAGCCAUUAGGUUAAACAUGGUGGGAAAUCUGCAAACAGAGGGCGCUGUUCCCUCCGGAGCGAAAGCCCGUAGCCGUCAGAGAUAUCAGAAGCAGAUCAAAAGAGUCAACGGUGAAUAGAAAGAUUAGUUCCGGCAUGUUCAUCCUUGUCAACACACGCCGGAGAAGAACAACUCAUAGCCACAUUUGUGGAGACUUGCGGAGCAUCUAUAACCACUACCACAGGUGUGUGACGGAGACAACAAGCCAACUCAGUCAUGGUCUCAUCGUUGUUAAUGAUUUCACCAAGUUAUACCAGAGUUUUAAGAAUCUGACUAUUAUGUCUGGAUUUUUUAAUUUCUACAUGUUACUUCUUACUUUGCACAGUCACUUGAACAAUAACGGUAUCUGUCAGUAUUUCAAAGGAGUAAUCGCAAGGUCAAGUCAUGUCUUGACUUUUUAAUGUUGCUAUUUAUUACGUUUUUUAGGUACAUUAUCAGAUCCCUGUAGGGCACUUGAAUCUGACUGUUGGGGAAGGUGGUGUUUUUGUGAAAUGUUGAUGUAACAUGAAAUCCUUUACUUCAAACAGGCUUAAGGAAGCAAUGAGGAGAUGCAAUAGUUUUAUUGGUUUGAUAUUUCACAACAUGCUUAAUGCAUAGUAAAUACAGUCAAUCACAAAUGGUCAAAUAUGAUUUUGAUCCAAAAUAACCGGUCGGCUGUUGGACUUCUUGCCACUGUGUUGUAUUCAAGUUUUCAGCAUUUGGCAAAUGAGGUUUUGUGUAGUCUUACAACUUGCCCCGAUGAACAUUCAGUCUUUGGUAUUAGUGAUCUAUUGAGAAUUCAAAUCCUGAGAGUGAAGAAAUAGUACAUCUUGACUGAGUUGCUCUCUCAUGACAAAAUUUUAAAUUGUUAAAUAUAGUGCAAUAAUUUGUUGUAUGUAUUGUACUGUGGAAACUUUGAUACUAUCACUUUUUAUUAUUGUUGUAUUUUGAUACUGGUGUACAAGGCCUUUUAUCACUUGUUUUGAUGAUGUGUGUAGUGUUAACAGAGGUGACUGAAACGUCACAUACAAACAUCCUUUUCAUCCUCCUUUACCAAAGAAUAUGAUGUUAUCCAACUGUAGGCAUUUAUACUAUUUGAUUUGAAUAUUCCAACAUCUCACAAAAUAACCUUAGCAUGAAAACUCCUGUAUACAAUGUAAAUGAAAAAGCACUUGGAGACAGCUAUCACAUAUAAGAUCAAUACAAAACCUUUGAAUAAAUGUCGCGUCUGGAGCGCUAACCAUGCCGGUGUACGUGUUUCGCAGUUCAAAUGAUUGACGUAACAGUAUAUGGAAUGCAUUGUAAAUUGCAAUACACUGACAAUGUAAACUUAGUUCCUUACAUUUCUUUGUUUUUAUAUCCAUCUGUCAGUCUACAUUGGAAGAGCUCUCUUUUUGUAUGGAAUUCUUAUGUAGCCAUGUUUGAUAUGUAACUGACCAUUUUUUGUUGAGGUAACGGCUGACGUGAUGCCUGGCCGUCUCACAUCCUGAAGUAUGUGUCCUUCUUUUUCAGUUUUGUAUUUUAUUUUCAAUCAUUUGUUUUUUUUUUUUGUUUUUUUUUUUUAAGGUUUUAGAGUCACACAGUAAGAUGGAGCCUAAUAAGAUUAACAUGCUGGUAGGAUGCACUGUUCGCUCCAUCUGCCUUUUUCACAGCAGAUACUUUGAGAUGUCACGUGUUUUAAUUCCAUUUAGCUGCUUCAGUUUCAGGGUCCUGGUGCUGUGCCUGCUAGCUCACUGUCACACUGUCAUGGCUCACUGGGACACCUAACUAGCUCAUUACUGUUCCUAGACACAGCUUCAGAACUUAUCUGCUCUGAAAAAGGCCAUCUUCUAGGUAGCCUCUGCUGCAUAGCGUCUGACACUUAAUGAGGCUUUCUUACUGAAUAACUGAAACAUGUUUUGCGUUUUUUUCCUCCAUAUCCUUGGCUAAUGGACUGUCUACUGUCGCUUCAACAGCUGCAGCUCCAAUAAGGCUCUGACAGUGGGCUAGUUUGCCCGGCAGCUGCUCCGCAGCUAGCUGCGAAGGCCCGUGGAGGUCUUGAUCUUGUUUAAAAUGUUGUUUGGUGAAAAAAUUAACCCUAAAAUAAAUUAAAUAACAACAAAUUAAUUUUUUUUUUUCCGUCUCUAGCAUAUAGAGUGAACAGCAUGAUGUCCUGUUGAGAAAGCUUAGCUUAGCCUGGCUCCAGACCUCCUGAAUUGCUGCCCUCGUGUCAGAUUUGUUCAGCGAUUCAGAGAAACAACAUGGCAGUUCAGUCUGAUUAUCAGGCUAGACAAGGAUAUGUUGUAGGUCUGGACUUUUAAUAAUCUGUGUUACUACAGAUGUGAUUUUGAAUGACGUUUUCAUGACGUUUUCUUCAGGAGAAGAACACAAAGGUUUUGGUUUCACUUAGGCUCUCUGUGGCUUUAUGGGAUGUAUUGUUGUUGAAUGCUUACAAAAUGACGUCGUAUUGACUCGGUUAAUAUUAGGAGUUGCACAAAGUUUAUUAUCCAGUGCAGUAGCAGUAGAUAUUAAUUUAGCUUAGAAUAUGGAGAUAAAACGCCAGGAACAUGUUUCAGCUUCAGACCGAUGAAAGAAAAAGUGAGUUAUAAAUGUUGGUUUGGCUACGUCAGGGGGAGAGGGACUUCUAAAAGCGGACUGAUCAGCAUCGAGCUGCUUGAAGUGCAUUUCGUACAUUUAGACAGGGAUUAGAGAUGGCUGUGGUCAGACAAGUGUUUGACAUGGUUAAGGUUUUGGUAAGAAUGUAAGCAGGACUUCCUUCACCAUAAGAGCACCUGAACAACACAUCGGUUUUGUGUCAUAUUAUGUCAGACAUUUGGCUUUCUGCACCGUUCACAGACUUGUUCUAAAUGGUGAAAAUCCGAGACCCUGAGAUGAUGACAGUGCAAUGACCGAUGCAUUUGCCAGCAUGUUAGGUGUAACCUCAGAGCACCCUCAAAGUCUGUGUACAUCUGUUUCACUAUGUAGCUCUGAGUUCUCAUCUAAAAUAUUUUUGAUAAAUGUAUGGAUAAGGUGUAAGAAUUUAUAUGCUAUAUUUCUUUUCUGAAUUUUGUUUACCUGAUGAAAGGCACUGACGUUCUGGAUCAAGACCCCCUGAGGAGGACAUCGCAGGAGGGACAAGGGGUUAAAGGAUGAUUAUAGAGGGUGGAAAACCGAAAAUAGACUCAAGUGGUUAUUUUAUUGACAUUCCUGUCAUUUUUAGCUGUAAUCUUUCAAGUUAAAUCAACACUUACACAAGGCACAGAUACUAAUGGUUGUGUUUUCUUUAUUGUUUUUUGAGUGAUUUUUUUGUAUCACUAUCUUCAGCAUUAAAUCAACACAUGGUCUGUUGUCUGUAGAUGAUGAUUUAAAAGAAAUAUUAUCUCACAUUUUGGGUGUUUUUGAGAAGAUGUGAAGCCCAGUUCUUCCUAAAGUGUGAUUGGCGAAGCCUGUAAAGCUUUGUAUAAUUCCCAUUUUAUUCCUGCAUGAUUGUUGUGG
Molecule: messenger RNA, 7029 nt
Organism: Xiphias gladius (swordfish)
Lineage: Eukaryota; Metazoa; Chordata; Actinopteri; Istiophoriformes; Xiphiidae
Gene: c17h5orf24
Product: chromosome 17 C5orf24 homolog
Exons: 2
Coding region: 296-919 (207 amino acids)
Source: RefSeq, a predicted model, not a curated record